GCGCGGGUCGUGCACAUUAUUGUAUAUAUAUUUUUUUUAUCGAUAUUAUUAUUACCUAUAAAAUGAAUGUUACAUGUUCUCGAUCAGCGCUACUAUAUAAUAGUUUUCCUGCGCGCGGCGACCAUUCGCCGUGAACCGCUGCUGACCGGAUGUCGUCCGGCGACCAUCGGCUGCGACCGAUCGGCCCGACAAGUUGUCCGCCGGCCACGAGACGCGCGCUGCACUCGUCGUCGUCGGCCGUGAGGAAAGUCGACGACGGCGUCUCCGUGUGGGGCGUAACCGUCCGGUCCAACUGUCAGAUCGCUCUGCCCGUCUUCGGCACGCUGUUCCUGUUCGCCGGCAUAGUGCUCACAGUGAUAUCUUAUGGCUGGGUAACUGGAGGUGGCGAAGACGACUCGAAACGCAAGUUCUACUCGAAGUCUGACAACGGUCGAAUAUUGGGACCUAUAUGUUUGGUCGUGUCGAUCGUAAUGUUCAUUGCGACAGCAGUGCUCCGGACAAUCAGCAAAAACGCCCGUUUCCGGCAAACUCGCGUCGGAUUCCACUGUCCAGUCCAUGGUGAUUUCUUUCCAAUCAGUCCCGGACCCGAUCCAAGAAAAUUCUCUUUUUCUACGGAAAACCUUGCAAAAGACCCGUGGACAUGCAACUGUUUGAACCGAUCGAAAGCAGACUCGCAGGAAACAUUGGCUGUCGAAGACUUACCCCCGCAAUGUCCACACAACGGCGCCCACGGGAGCACCACCAGGAGUCCGAGUCCCGUGUCCACUUGUCCGACGCCAAAACCGUUUUUGAUAUUCACCGAUUCCGCGCAUGGUGCUUGCAAGGAACUUUACAGCGGAAACACUCUAUUUCCGGAUGAACCGUUCGGAUCAAUUCGAUCUCUGUCGGUUCCCAACGACAACCUGACCGUGGCGUGUUUUCCCGUCGAACGCUCGUCCGAACAGUAUUUGAACGUACCCGAAGAUGCUUGGUCCCACAAGAGAUUGAGUUGCCCGAGUCUGCCAUCGGCGGGAGACGAAUUUCCGGAGCCGGUUCACAAGCCUCUAACUCCACAGGUUGUAAAGGUGACGCGCGAAAUUAAAUUCGUCACGCCUAUAGACAAGACUCCAUGAAUAAAUAUUAACUAACCAUGUCAACCAUUCCCGUCACUAAUCAGAUUUACGACGAUUUACAAACAUAUUUUAUGAAUUGAAUAAUUUGUGGCUUUCAUAAAUGUGAUAAAUCAAUAGUUAAUUAUAUAGACAUAUUAAACAUGUAUACAUUAAGUCUAAGGGCCAGUUUUUUCUACACAUAAUCUUGAACGAUAUCUAAACUAAGUGAUACAAUUAAAGUACAAUUAUUUUCUUAAUAGUAUAAUAAAACUGUUAAGAAAAAAAAUCACAAAUCAAUUUUUUUAAUA
Acyrthosiphon pisum (pea aphid) is the source of this 1399-nucleotide messenger RNA. RefSeq lists its product as uncharacterized. Lineage: Eukaryota; Metazoa; Arthropoda; Insecta; Hemiptera; Aphididae. Bases 150 to 1112 code for a protein of 320 amino acids. The record is from RefSeq and is a predicted model, not a curated record. The transcript is spliced from 5 exons.